AUGAGUGCAGGUGGAGCUUUUGGUGGAAACAGGGGAGUGAGGCCUGUACCUCCUGAAAAGGGUGUAUUCCCUCUUGAUCACCUGCAUGAGUGUGACCUGGAGAAGAAGGACUAUCUUGCCUGCCUGAAAUCAACAGGGGCUCAGUCUGAAAAAUGUCGGAUGUUCUCGAAGAAAUACUUGGAAUGUAGGAUGGAGAGGAUUCUAAUUCAUGUUGUUCUUGUACAAUCCAGAAACCUGAUGGCGAAGCAAGAUAUGUCAGAGCUUGGGUUCAGUGACAAAGACGUUUUGGUCACACCUUCAGAGGAGAACCACAAACUGCAGAGUCCAGCAAGUGAUUCGAAAGAGAGUAAAUAG
Triticum turgidum subsp. durum (durum wheat) is the source of this 354-nucleotide messenger RNA. NCBI's taxonomy places the organism in Eukaryota, Viridiplantae, Streptophyta, Magnoliopsida, Poales, Poaceae. The record is from the annotation of a GenBank genome assembly.